AAUUACAAAUUUGCCCUCCGUCGCCAUUAAUACACUCUAGGAGAUCUCUCUAUCUCUCCCUCUCGCAGCACAAAGCAAUCAAAGGUUCCCUCGGAGAUCCAACAAUGGGAUCUCUUCCACCGACAUCCCUGGAUUUCUCAUCAAUCGAUCACAAUUCCCUCAAAAAUGGCGGAGCCAGCCACCACCAACAUCAUCAAGAGAUCUCCCGCGAGAAUCUCCUCAACCUCUUCACAUCUCAGCAAGAUCUUCUCAAUCACUUUUUCAAACAUCUCGAUCUCUCCCAAACCCUAGAUUUCUCACGCAUUCUCCUCUCCACCGCCGGCACCGUCUUCUUCACCGGCGUCGGUAAAUCCGCUUUCGUCGCCAACAAGGUUUCCCAAACGCUCGUCUCUCUCAGCUUCCGUUCCUCUUUCCUCUCCCCUCUCGAUGCGCUUCAUGGAGACAUUGGCGCCCUUUCUCCUCGAGAUGUUCUCGUUUUCUUCAGCAAAUCUGGCGCCACUGAGGAGCUUCUCCGUCUUGUCCCUUGCGCUAGAGCUAAAGGAGCCUUUUUGGUGUCUCUUACCUCUGUUUCUGGGAAUCCACUUGCUGCUGUUUGUGAUAUGAAUGUGCAUUUGCCUCUUCAGAGAGAAUUGUGUCCGUUUAAUCUCGCUCCCGUGACGUCUACGGCGAUCCAGAUGGUGUUUGGUGAUACCAUCGCCGUUGCUCUCAUGGCGGCCAGAAAUCUUUCCAAGGAGGAGUAUGCAUCUAAUCAUCCCGCCGGUAGGAUCGGCAAGAGCUUAAUCUUCAAGGUGAGAGAUGUAAUGAAAAAGCAAGAAGAGCUUCCUGUGUGCAAAGAAGGAGACUUGAUAAUGGAUCAACUAGUGGAGCUGACCAGCAAAGGAUGUGGAUGUUUGCUUGUGGUUGAUGAACAUCAUCGCUUGAUCGGUACAUUCACAGAUGGAGAUCUUCGCCGGACUCUCAAGGCAAGUGGAGAAGCAAUCUUCAAACUCAGUGUUGGAGAAAUGUGCAACAGGAAGCCUAGAACAAUUGGACCGGAAACAAUGGCAGUCGAAGCUAUGAAGAAAAUGGAGUCACCACCUUCGCCUGUACAGUUUCUACCUGUGGUCAAUGAUGACAACACCUUGAUUGGAAUUGUAACAUUGCAUGGUUUAGUUUCAGCUGGUCUCUGAACACGAAAGCGCCUCUAUACCAAGUUUUAUAUAGUUGAUUCUUUUAAUAUUGGUGUAUUUCCAUAUUCACAGCCAGUGAAUUGUAUUGUGUCUAGUUGUACUUCAUGUAAUGUCCAUCAUUUACUCAAAAGAUAUGUAUAGAGAGUAUAAGAAAAUACUUGUAUCUUUGUCUUAUCUUACCAUCAUUUUCUUCUA
Capsella rubella is the source of this 1364-nucleotide messenger RNA. RefSeq names its product probable arabinose 5-phosphate isomerase. The transcript has 3 exons. Gene Ontology annotation, molecular function: isomerase activity; carbohydrate derivative binding. Bases 105 to 1169 code for a protein of 354 amino acids. Lineage: Eukaryota; Viridiplantae; Streptophyta; Magnoliopsida; Brassicales; Brassicaceae. The record is from RefSeq and is a predicted model, not a curated record. Gene Ontology annotation, biological process: carbohydrate metabolic process; carbohydrate derivative metabolic process.